Messenger RNA from Miscanthus lutarioriparius, 765 nucleotides. Lineage: Eukaryota; Viridiplantae; Streptophyta; Magnoliopsida; Poales; Poaceae. The record is from the annotation of a GenBank genome assembly.
AUGCCUACGUGUGUUUCUACUGCUGCUGCUAGCACAUCAGCCACCAGCACCACAACUCAGGCAACUUCCUCAGCUGUUCAAGCUAGCAGCACAGGUCCGACUACUACUACAUCUAUCACUCCAGCAGCGUCCCAGGCACCUAAGCUACCAUCAGAAAUUGUUGGCAAAAGCGUUGACGAGAUUAUUAGGGACUGGAACAAUGAGCUUCAAGACCGUACUGCGAAAUUCAGGAAACAUGCCACCGCAAUAGCUGAAUGGGAUAAGAGAAUUCUGCAAAACAGAAAUGUUCUUAUUAGGCUUGAGGCUGAGGUGGCUAAAGUUGUUGAAACACAAACAGGCUUGGAGCGUCAACUUGAGUUGAUAGAAACUCAUCAGCGAGAGGUAGACAAGGCUCUACAGAGUAUGGAGGAGGAAGCUGAACGCAUAUUCCAGGAUGAACGAGUGUUACUUCGUGAAGAUGAGGCUGCUUCAGCAAGAGAUACUAUGUAUGAACAAGCAGAAGUUGUGGAGCAUGAACUGCAACAUAUGACAGAACAAGUAAAAUCCAUCAUUCAGACUAUGAAUGCUACUCAGGGUGGUGAGCUCGAGUCCGCUGAUAGUAUGACACCAUUUGAUGUUGCGGUCCGGAUACUCGAUAAUCAACUGCGUUCCCUGAUGUGGAUUGAUGAGAAGGUUAACGAGUUCUCUGGCAGAAUACAGAGGCUGCCCAACAACAGCUCUUCAGCUGAACGUGACUCAGGGAUUCCCAGGUUUUGGUUAAGCUGA